Molecule: messenger RNA, 4278 nt
Organism: Leguminivora glycinivorella
Lineage: Eukaryota; Metazoa; Arthropoda; Insecta; Lepidoptera; Tortricidae
Gene: gus
Product: protein gustavus
Exons: 6
Coding region: 282-1307 (341 amino acids)
Biological process (GO): proteasome-mediated ubiquitin-dependent protein catabolic process
Cellular component (GO): SCF ubiquitin ligase complex
Molecular function (GO): protein binding
Source: RefSeq, a predicted model, not a curated record
CGAUUGUCAGUCCCACUCGGAGCGACGCACCGACCGAUCGCCUCGCGUGCCGCUCACGCUCCUUCUCGCGAAUCUAACCUCUCCGUACGCGAACAAGCUCCAACUUUGUGGUUCUUACCUUCGCGCCCGCAAGCUAAAUUGAACAAACUAUUGGUCAUUUACGUCGCGUUGAACCAUGACACUGCGUUGACAUAUUGGUCAUAGUCCGUCAUAGUGUGUGAAUGUGUUGGGCGCCCCGGCGACGACUCAGCGGCGCAUGAGCGCGGGCGCCGCCGCAGCGGAUGUACACGCCGCUGCCCAAGUGGUGGAUCGUGCAGUUUGGAAUGCCAGCAGCUCUUGACCUGACUAGGUACAAGAGCGGGGUGCGCUCAGUGAGGAGCGGGGCUGGCGGCGGCGCGGAAGAGGCGCGGCGCGGCGGCCUCAAGGCGCUGCCGAAGCGCGCCCGCACCCGCUGCAGGGGCAUGAACAUGGGGCAAAAGCUGUCCGGCGGUGUCAAAUCGGUGUCGCGGGAGUGCUCGGCGCCGUACAAGGCGGUGGUCGCGCGCGAGCUGGCGCCGGAGCCGCCGCGGCCGGCGCGCCUCGACGCGCUGCUCGACGCGCCGCCCGCGCAUCCCGAGAUGCAGCUCAAACAUGCCUGGAAUCCGGGCGAUAGAUCACUAAACAUAUUCGUAAAAGAAGAGGACGCGUUAACGUUUCACCGGCACCCGGUGGCGCAAAGCACAGACUGCAUUCGCGGGCGCACCGGCUACUCGCGAGGCCUGCACUGCUGGGAGGUGGUGUGGCCGUCACGCCAGCGAGGCACGCACGCCGUCGUCGGCGUGGCGACGCAGCACGCGCCGCUACACUCCGUCGGCUACCAGAGUCUAGUCGGCGCUACGGAUCAGAGUUGGGGAUGGGACCUCGGGAGAAAUAAGGUGUACCACAACGCGAAAGGCACGGGCGGCAGCGGCACGACGUACCCGGCGCUGCUGCGGCCCGACGAGCAGUUCAUGGUGCCGGACCGCGUGCUGGUGGUGCUCGACAUGGACGAGGGCACGCUGGCCUUCUGCGCCGACGGCCGCUACCUCGGCGUGGCGGCGCGCGGCCUGCGCGGCAAGACGCUCUUCCCCAUCGUGUCCGCCGUCUGGGGCCACGCCGAGAUCACCAUGAAGUACAUCGGCGGACUAGAUCCGGAGCCGCUGCCGCUGAUGGAGCUGUGCCGGCGCGUGAUCCGGCAGCGCGUGGGGCGCGCGCGGCUGCGCGCGGCGGCGUCGCGGCUGGCGCUGCCGCCCGCGCUCACGGCCUACCUGCUGUACCGCGCGCCCUAGUACCACGUCACGGCCACGCGCCAGCGCCGUCUGUGCGCCACCCCCGCCCGCCCGGCAGACACGCCCCACGGGGAUGAUACGUAAAUUCAUGUAUUUUUACUUUAAGAUAUUUCGUUCACUUUUAGUCAAAAGUAGUUUCGACAUCCGGUCCGUCUAACCCAAGAUUCGGCCCGCGGGGCCGGCGCUCGAUUGACGCGAGAUUAUCUCGCCGCGCAGUAUACUGUCCGCCCUUCUAUCGUCCGAUACGAUUAAAAGGACGCGUGAUCUAUGUCGCGACGACAGACUGUCGAACCGGUCGCGUGCCGGCCCCGCGGCGUCGUUAUUCCGAAGCGGUCUUCGCGGUAUGUACGAGUGCGAAGUCUUAACGCUUCACAUGUAUAGAAAACGAUUUUAUCAUAUUUUCCGUUGCGAUAUCGAAUGAAAAAAAACCAUUACGCGCUUGAAAAAAAUAAUAAACAUCCUUUAAACGUAGAACUCCACAUAUUCAACCCCAUAAAAUUUCCGAUACGGAAACUGAGGCAAAAAUGAUCGCAAAAUCUCACAAAACGUAACUAAUUUUUUUCAUAAAGCGACCGAACGGCUCGAGUAAAAAUAUAUGAAUUUUUAAUUUAGUUCGGAUGUAUAACCCCGCAAACUACGCGAGUGGAAUUCGUAUGUACAAGCUCACGAGCCCGUCCGUAGACUACGCCCGUGAUUAGGCGUCCGCCGAAUUAGCUCAACAUGCAGAACUUGUUCGAACGCUUUUGACUGCCCGUUCUAUCGCUCAGAUUUAGGAAAUUAGAAGACUACUUAUAAUGUGACUACAGACGCGUGUGUACGUCCCACGCACACACAUCUUUAACAACAAAUACAUAUUGAGCAUGUCAUUAGACAAUUUUGAUCUAAUCGAAUAAAUAAAACUAGCUAAUUUUUUAUAUUUUGUUCUCCAAGAUGUGUAUGUGUGUGGAAACACCAUCAAGUUUAUUAAAUAAUAUGACGAAUUGAGUUAUUGAGCGAUAGAAUCUUCUACCAAUAAAUGUCUUCAAUAGAAGCAUUUUGACGAGUGCAUACGCAAUGAGAACGGUGUUUCAAUGCAGAUGUGUCAUUUUUUCACUAGAAUUUUAACGUCUAUUCCGAAUGACAGACCUUGCACUGACUGAUUUUUUUAUAGAUAUAAUGACGUAGUGGCUAAAGUAAAAGUAGCUACGAAUAUUGGACGUUUGAAACCUAUAACACCAAACAAAUAUUAUAACAAUCUGAUCAUAGAAUACAAUUUGAUUAUUUUGAUUUGCAUACAUUAAAUUUAUUUUUAUUUCAAUAAUUACUGUGAUAAUAUUUUAUUAAUAAAAAUCAGAAUUUAUAUAAAUAGUCAUGAAUUAUUUUUUCAAACGUUUAAGUUUGCAAUGAUAUCGAUAUCUCCUACGCUCCGAGAGGGUACUUCUCAUAAGAUUAAUGUAUAUCGCCUAAUUAAUUUCGAAAGUGUGAUGGUGGGCUAGUUCCGGGUAUCGUUACCUCGAAUCGCGACGAAUUGAAGAUUUAUAUACGACACUAUUUAUAAGUUAGAUGUGGCAGUAAAUAUUGCGACGUGUUUACAUUGUCCUGUAACGCAAGCCGCACGUUUUAAAGCCAUAUUGAUCUCUUAAAAAAUGCGAUUUCUGCCGUGACUCCUGAUAUGGACGAGUGGCGGCAGAGAGCCGCGUUUCCUCGUUAAGAAGUAUAUGUUAGAACAACAGGCGCAGCGCCCGCGUCGGCGCCGCUCUAGGCCAGUGUGUAUCGUUGGCGAUCUUACAAACUAUUAUAUAGCUCACUAAGCGACUGGUUUAUUUUUUAGUUUAGUACCUUUAAUUCCUAUGUAAAAAACGUGUGAGUGUGUAAUGUAUAUAAUAUACGCAUUAAUCCGCAGGAAGUUAACAUGUCACCCGGGGAUUAUUUUAGAUGUACAUUUCUGAACUUGCUUUAAGACGAUUCCUAGUAUGUAUUGGUAUGAUUUGCAAGUCGAUCGCUCCUCGUCAAGUCUUCUGUUUUACGACUUAGUAUGUAGAUUGCAAUUAAAGAUAAAUAGUAUCGUGAAAGCACUGUACUAAUCGACUCGUCAGCCAUUUUUGACCCAAAUUAGUUGUAUCGUAACCUAAAAAUGUGUAAGUACUUCCAUUUUAAUAAGAAUUUUUUCGUAUAUAGACGUACGGCAUGUAGGCGUCCCUCGUGGAAUCCACUUUUGUACGAUGUUGAUAUUCCCAUUUUAUCUCCGAUAUAAAUAUAUAUUAGACGUGCGCCGUUUAGUUGACUGUCGGGAGAUGUUAUUUUUUAACGCAGCAUUAUUUUGUAAUAGUCGUCAGAGUUUCAUGUGAAUAUCGACAUGUUAUACGUAAAUAGACGAUGAUAAACUGCCAAAUGCGAUGAUUGUGUGCGAGCGAGUGAGUGCGAGAAUGUGCGAGUGCGUGGAGACGGAGCGAGCGUGCGAGGCGAGGAACGAGUGGCGAGGGAUGUGCGAAGAAGCGAGACAGAAGGAUAUUUUCGUUGCGUAAGUGAUAUAAUCAUGAUAUACACCAAACUUGAUGUAACUGUUGCCACGGCCCCUUACGAUAAACCCCUCACUGAAGGACCAACGAUUUCUCGUUUCGAAAUACCCGAAGUAUAGUUUGUUUGCAUUCGAAUUCUUUCAUCUUACCUCCCACUUCUGUCUCAUAUCCCAAUAAGGGGUUUACUGUAAAGGAUUGUCACGUUAGUAGCAAAAAGUAACCAUUUGAAUUGUAUGAACCGUCUUUAGUCCUGUAUAUAUAGUUUAUCAUUUUGCGGUGUUUAAUGAUUACAUUAUAAGUGGAAAUGCAUUUUAGUUUUAUAAGUUUAGGCAAUAUUUUUAAAAGAUCAUUUCUAACGGAUAACUACGAUUGACAGUCGGAAUCUCUUAGAUACAAUGAUUUAAAAAAAAUAGGAAAACGAUUGGAAUAAAUAUAAAUGGUUAAGAAAAUAAUAAAUGAUAAAGAAUUGAAAA